This is a messenger RNA of Drosophila hydei, 1394 nucleotides long. Its product is annotated as transmembrane protein 185B. Lineage: Eukaryota; Metazoa; Arthropoda; Insecta; Diptera; Drosophilidae. Bases 290 to 1369 code for a protein of 359 amino acids. The transcript is spliced from 4 exons. The record is from RefSeq and is a predicted model, not a curated record.
CUGAUAGGCAGAUGAAAACAAUAAAUAUACCUAGUAUGCCUUUUUUCUAACAUUGUCGGACAGUGUGUAAAUAAAACAUUAAGACAUCUAACAAUAUUUAACAAGGAAUUAUUCGGUACCCUCCACUCUGUGCGCCUGUAAAAUUAUAAACGGCAGACAGCUGCAUCGCACAACGAGAACAAUAAUGUGCAACUAGUGGCGAAGGUCUUCAUCAGGAUCUGGAUUUCAGAAGAGCGCAAGCAGAGUAUAGGGACUAUAACUGCUAGCGUUUUAUUCUGUCUGAGAGAACAUGAAUCUUGAAUCAUUAUUUCGUGACUUUAAUCCAUGUAAAUUCAUAGUGCACUGCAGUCUAUUUACGUUUGUAACGUUAUUUGCGCUGCGCCUUGAUGGAUACAUAGAUUGGCCAUAUUGGGCUAUAUUUACGCCGCUGUGGAUUUGGAAAUGCACUGCUAUACUAGGCGCUAUAGUGGGCGCCAUUGUUUGGUGUCGCUAUCCGCACUAUCGCCUUGAAGGCGACUCUUACACGCAGUUCAAGGCGAUGCUUAUCUCACUCUCUCUGCAUCUUAUAUUGCUCAUGUUCGAGCUGCUAGCAUGCGACAAGCUGACAUCAGAGCGCCAUUUGUGGGUGCUUGUCUUUAUACCACUCAUCUUUGGCUCUGUGGUCAGCGUUGGGGCCUGCGUGUGGGCCGUUAAGCACGAUCGUUCUUUUGAACUAGAGUUAUUUAUGGCUGUCAAUGCAUUGCAGUUUGUAUCGCUUCCGCUUAAGCUGGACAAGUUUGUCUAUUGGAACUGGGAUGUGGUGUUUGUGCCUAUGUGGAUUGUCAUUUGCCUUAGCUUGGUCAGCGUACUCUAUAACAUCAUAUUUUGUGGCAUAAUGAUGCGCACACCGGAAGUAUCGCUGCAACAGAAGAAGGCGGCACUAAAUGCAGCUGUUGGUAACAUUUGUACUGUACUACCAUUGCUCUGCUUUCAGGUGGUUAUUUGCGACAAGCUGGAUGGAGAGAUUAAGUUUCCGUAUAUUGUGGUGUUCGCCCCUUUGUUGGUCUCUAUAGUCGCACUAAUUGUUCUAAGUUUUACCGCCAAAGGCGGGAACAUGUGGUGGUUUGGCAUACGCAAAUCAUUUAGCCAGUUUUUGCUUUCGGCCAUGCCAUUUCUACAGGAAUACGGAAAUAUUAGCUAUCAUGCGGACACGCAAAGUAAUGCGGGUCAAUCGGUUCCGCUGGAUGCAUCCUCAUCAUCCACCAGCAAUAUGGCUGUCACUGAUCCGUUACACGAGUUUAGCAAGCAUGACAAGAAAAGCAAGAAAGCCGCCAAAAAUGAUAUAAUGAAGCCAGUGGUCCCAUUCAUCAGCAUUGAUUUGCCUGAUUAGAUAGAGAAAGAAACAUAGACAUAAC